Clupea harengus (Atlantic herring) is the source of this 1848-nucleotide messenger RNA. RefSeq names its product INO80 complex subunit B (gene ino80b). Gene Ontology annotation, biological process: chromatin remodeling. Gene Ontology annotation, cellular component: Ino80 complex. Lineage: Eukaryota; Metazoa; Chordata; Actinopteri; Clupeiformes; Clupeidae. The record is from RefSeq and is a predicted model, not a curated record.
CUUUUGGCCUUCUGAAUGUUCAGAAGUACGACUAAGCUGUCAAUGGGGAAGAGGAAGGACAUGAUGAUCCAUCCACGGUAUCUAAUAGGAGACCGGAAUGAUCUAGGGGUUUAUAACGCCCACCGGAAGAAGCACAAGAAGCACAAGAAGCACAAGAAGAAGCACCACCGUGAGGAGAGCUACUCCCCCGACGAUUCGGAUCCCGGUCUGCCCAUAAUCAUCAAACCCCCACAGCUGAAGCUGAAGAUUAAACUGGGAGGACAGACACUGGGCACUAAGAGUGUGCCAACCUUCAGUGUAGUCUCAGAAGCUCCUCGUUCUCCUUCUCCGCUGAUGAUAGUUGAUGAUGAUGAUGAUGGCGACGAUGAUGACGACGACGACGAAGAUGAGGAUGAACCCUCAGAGGGAGUCCCCAUUGAGCAGUACAAGGCCUGGUUAGAUGAGGACAGUAAUCUGGAGCCGUCGUCUCUGGGGGAGAUGGACUCGGGCAUCCUGCUGGGGCCGGUGGACGAGGAGGAGCGCUGGCUGGAGGCCCUGGAGAAAGGGGAGCUGGACGACAACGGAGAGCUCAAGAAGGAGAUCGACGAGUCGCUGCUCACUGCCAGACAGAAAGCUCUCCUGCACAAGCAGCAGUGCACCCCUCUGCUGGAGCUGCCCAUUGGGCUGCAGGUGAAGGAGCCCACGGCGGAGAUGCUGCGCAAGCGUGAGGAGCGCGCUCGCCAGCGCCGCCUGCAGGCCGCCCGCAAGGCCGAGGAGAGCAAGAACCAGACCAUCGAGCGGCUCACCAAGACCAGCAACAAGGCCAAGGUCCGCAGCGGUGUCCGCGGCGACAGGGAGCGGCGUGCCAAGCUGGCGCUGGUGCCCACCGUGCGCUACUGCAGCUCCGUCUCCGGGGGCGCCAGCAUCUCCUUCCCCGUGGGCGUGCCGGCGCCCGUGCCCGCGCCACCGCGACCGGCGCGCGCUGAGGCCAGCUGCGUGGUGGACGGGUGCCCCAACCCCAAGAGGUACUCGUGCUCCAAGACGGGAGUUCCACUGUGCAGCCUGGAGUGCUACAACAAGAACCUGCAGCUGCAGCUGCCACAGCUCGUGGCUUAGAAUGUGAGAGAUGUGGGGUGAACUGUGUGUUUGUAUGAGUGUGUGUGUGUGUGUGUGUGUGUGUGUGUGUGUUUGUUUGUGUGUGUGUGUGUGCGUUUUCAACGAAGGAACCAGUGGCCUGAUAUCUAUAUGUGUGUGUGCGUGUGUGUAGAGAGUGAGCCAGUUGCCUGAAACUAGCAUGCUGCAGAACAAGUCAUUGGUUUGAUGUAUGUGUGUGCGUGCCUGUGUGUGUGUAACUGAGAAUAAGGAUGUGAUAAUAGGAGUGUGUUCCUGUACCUGUAUGUGGUUGCUCUGCUAACGUCUCUUUUGUGUGUGUUGUGGUGAGAGGAGUAUUAAGCUUCCCUUUUCUCGUGUGUGUGUGUGUGUGUGCGUGCGUGCGUCCGUGUGUGUGUGUGUGUGUGUGCGUCCGUCCGUCCGUGCGUGUCUGUUGACAGGAAGUCUGCUGUCUAUGUCUGUACAUUCACUCUGAACCAGAGUGCAAAUCACAGAAUUUAUUUAUAGCUGUGGUAUGGCAUUUUUGGCCAUGUAUUUUUUUUUUCUAAUUAUUAUCCUGGCUACACAAUUAUGUAUGAGAUGCAAUUCAUUUCCUGUUUUGCCAACUAACCUGGCAGGCAAACCAAGUGUAUUUAUUUUCCGUUUUGAAAUGCAGUGGGACAUUUCUGCGUUAAAACCUCAAAGAUAAGUCACGGAAAUAAGCUUAUUUUUGUUAAAAAAAAGAAAAACUUAAAUAAAAAUUGAGAGCGAAACAAAGAA